Molecule: messenger RNA, 399 nt
Organism: Paramuricea clavata
Lineage: Eukaryota; Metazoa; Cnidaria; Anthozoa; Malacalcyonacea; Plexauridae
Source: the annotation of a GenBank genome assembly
AUGAGUGUCGAAGAAGAAUCGACUACAAAUAUAAAUGUUCAAUCAGUGAACAUUCCACCGCCACCCGAGUUUAAUCCAGACUCUGAAGUUGGCGCGAGUCUCGCUACCCGCUGGAUUACAUGGAUUGAAGAUUUUGAAAUGUUUUUAACAGCGAGUGGAAUCAAAGACGAAACGCAGAAACGUGCCUUGUUGCUGUACCAAGCCGGUUCUCGAGUGCGUGAGAUUUUUCGCCAGCUAACCGAUACGGGAAACGCGAAUGACUACAAGACCGCUAAGGACAAAUUAAGAGAAUAUUUCGAGCCUCAAAAAACCGACGAUACGAAGUGUUCAGAUUCCGCCAAGCCAAACAAGAGUCAAAUGAAACCCUGGACCAGCUUCAUACGCGGCUACGAGUGCUAG